CAGUGCUCUUCCCGGCCAUUAUUUUUUCUCACUCAAUAGUUUGUUAUCUUCUCUGUCUUCUUCAAAUCGGUCCCGAAUUCGACUCUGUAUCGAGAGAGAAGGAGAUGGUAGAGAAGAUUCUAACUCCUCCAGUAGUCCACUGGAUAGACUUCGAGGCGUGAUGUCCCGUAUUUUUGGAAGAAAAGAUCCAUCUGAUGACUCGUCCGCGACUUGUCCACCUGAAAACUCGUCAGAAUCGUCCAUGUUACAUCAUAGAACUCCACCAGCUGAUACACAGCCAGUUGCUAAAUCAAAGGGCCCGGUCAUUAUAGAGCUAGAUACUGAUGAUGAGGGAGAUGUAGGGGGAGAAGCAGAAGAGGAAAAUUGUGGUGUUAAUGGUUCCAGAAUGAGCAAAGAAAAAGCUCAAACUAAUGCUUAUAGUAAUGCAAAUCCACUUGUUGAGCAUCCUGAUGACCAACCUGAUGCUGAUCAUAACAAGAGCAAAAGCAUAAGCAAGGACGUGGCUCAUAGGUUGAAAGCGAAGAAAAAUGAAGGAGCAAAAGCCCAGACUCAGAGUGUUAGCUAUAGAAGAGUAACAUAUGGUGGGAUAAAUGGGGCGUAUUACACCACCACUACCACGCGUAGGACGGGAAGCGAUGGAAUGGUUUUAGAGGACAGCAAACAAGCAGAUAUCACAACUGGUCAAGCAACCCAUAGAAUCUCUAGGGGCAUUCACGACAAGGGACACUCACUCACAAGGAAGCUUGAUUCUGAUGGCAAGGUGAACUCAAUGCAGACUUUGCAUAAUAUAGAAGAAGAUGAAUUAGCUAGUUUUGAACAGACAUGGAAAGGGAAUGCUGAUAAGCAUCUGCCCGGCUGGAACAAUGGGUUAGAUCUUCAUGCAAAUGCAGGAACAAGUAAUCAUUCAUUAACGAACUGGAAUCCUGGGUUUGGAGAUCCGUAUGGAGGUCUGAGACCAAAUGGCAAUAACCAGCCGGAGCCUUCACGUGGAAGACCAAAAAAGGUUGUCACAAUCAACAUAGAGUAAACGUCCAUACUGAGCACUUGCUUAGCUGCAGAAUGGUCUCCACGACGUCUCAACAGCUUGAGCCAUGUCUUAUGGCAGGAGAGAAUCAAUAGCAGUUAGUGUUACAUUUCUGAGAAGGAAAAUGUGUUGUUCUCGAUGCCAGUCCCCGAUUCAGGAAUUUCUUCUAAUCAUGAUUUCAGUAGUUAUAGUUCACUAUCGACUGACAGAGUAAUAAGGCAAUUUCGCAAGGAGUUUAGCUUUUAUCCACUGACAGUGUAAAAAUAACGUUCAGUUGAAAAAUUAACUGCAGGUAACCAUCCUGAAAGGUGCAAUUAGUGGCCUUAUAGACUAAUGAAAGAAUCGCCUCAAGCCAGAAAGCAACGGAAGUUUAUGAAUGAAAUAACGAACGAAUACUUCCUUUC
Molecule: messenger RNA, 1428 nt
Organism: Nicotiana attenuata
Lineage: Eukaryota; Viridiplantae; Streptophyta; Magnoliopsida; Solanales; Solanaceae
Exons: 7
Coding region: 161-1027 (288 amino acids)
Source: RefSeq, a predicted model, not a curated record